AUGUACGACAAUGGACGGUUGAUCAACACGGUUGAUCAACACGUUAGAGGAACGAAGAUUUACGUGGAUAAGACGACGAAGGUGAUAUGUCAGGGCAUUACUGGCAAGCAUGGUUCAUAUCACACUCAGGGUUGUUUGGAGUACGGGACUAAGAUGGUGGGCGGCGUGAAUCCGUCGAAGGCGGGGAGUGUGUGGAGCGACACGAACAAGAAGUAUCAAUUGCCAGUUUUCAAAGACGUGCGGGACGCGGUGAAGAACACGGGUUGCGACGCGUCGAUGAUAUUCGUACCGCCUCCGUUCGCGGCAAACGCGAUUCAAGAAUGCAUUCAGGAAGAAUUGCCAUUGGUGGUGUGCAUUACUGAAGGCAUUCCGUCAUUGGAUAUGGUCCGCGUGAAACACAUGCUUAGCAAGCAGCAUAAGACGACUUUGAUUGGACCCAACUGUCCCGGUGUCAUCAAACCGGAUGAAUGCAAAAUCGGCAUCAUGCCGGGCUACAUCCACAAAAAGGGUCCCAUAGGUAUCGUCUCCCGCUCAGGCACCCUCACCUACGAGGCCGUUCAUCAGACCUCCGUUCGCGGUCUUGGUCAAAGCACUGUCGUCGGUAUCGGUGGAGACCCCUUUAACGGCAGCAGCUUCAAAGACGUCGUCCAAAAAAUGCUCGUCGACGACGAAACCCAAGGUAUCAUUAUCAUCGGCGAAAUCGGCGGCGAAGCUGAAGAGGAAGUCGCCGAUUAUAUCAAACGUCAUAACUACCACAACAAGCCGAUUGUGGGGUUCAUUGCGGGUGCCUCCGCGCCUCCUGGACGGCGCAUGGGGCAUGCCGGCGCCAUCGUUUCAGGUGGCAAGGGGACCGCGGAGUCCAAGUUCAAGGCGCUUGAGGCGGCUGGCGUCAAGGUCGUCAGAAGCCCUGCCGAGAUCGGCGAGGCAAUGCUCCAAGUCAUGCAGCAACACUACGGACGCAACUACGCAAGGAACGUAGCCACUGCCAGAUAG
Messenger RNA from Gregarina niphandrodes, 993 nucleotides. Its product is annotated as succinyl-CoA synthetase alpha subunit. Gene Ontology annotation, biological process: tricarboxylic acid cycle. Gene Ontology annotation, cellular component: mitochondrion; succinate-CoA ligase complex (ADP-forming). NCBI's taxonomy places the organism in Eukaryota, Apicomplexa, Conoidasida, Eugregarinorida, Gregarinidae. The transcript has 3 exons. The record is from RefSeq and is a predicted model, not a curated record. Gene Ontology annotation, molecular function: succinate-CoA ligase (GDP-forming) activity; succinate-CoA ligase (ADP-forming) activity. The coding region runs from base 1 to 993 and encodes 330 amino acids.